Vanderwaltozyma polyspora DSM 70294 is the source of this 705-nucleotide messenger RNA. RefSeq names its product Isy1p (gene ISY1). Gene Ontology annotation, biological process: mRNA 3'-splice site recognition; generation of catalytic spliceosome for second transesterification step. The coding region runs from base 1 to 705 and encodes 234 amino acids. The record is from RefSeq and is a predicted model, not a curated record. NCBI's taxonomy places the organism in Eukaryota, Fungi, Ascomycota, Saccharomycetes, Saccharomycetales, Saccharomycetaceae. The transcript has a single exon. Gene Ontology annotation, cellular component: post-spliceosomal complex; post-mRNA release spliceosomal complex; catalytic step 2 spliceosome.
AUGAGUAGGAAUGUGGAUAAGGCAAAUUCAUUGCUUGUGAAGUAUCAAGAAGCUCAAGCAGAAGAAAAAACUGGAUAUAAGGAUUAUUCAAGGUAUAAAAGACCAACGAAUGUUUCCAAGGUGCAGUCUUUACAAGAAGCUCUGGAAUGGAGGAAACAGUUGAUGCAUGAAUUCAAGGACAAAUCCUCUAGGAUGUAUAAUCCUUGGUUGAAUGAUUCGCAAUUGAUUGAAUUAAAUGAUGAACUAAAUGAAUUACUUAGAGAAAAAUCGAAAUGGGACUGGCAUAUUUCUAAUAGAUUGGGCGACACUAAGCCCACGAGGAGCAAGAAUGGAAUAGUUGGAGGGAAAUUAAUCAUGGGUAAAAGAUAUUUUGGUAGAGCUUUGGAACUACCGUCUGUCAAAGAAAUGAUAAAGAAUCAAGAUCAAGCUCUCAAAGAGAAGAAAGCAGAUAACAAUCUAGUGGAUAUGAAACUCAUACCGAAGGAUAAAAGAUCAUUAUACUUUACAGGAACUACAAAUGACAAAGCACAACAAAAUGGUUGGAAUAACUACAUGGAGCAAUUCACUGAAACAAUGGAACAUGAAAUCGACAACGAAACCCUUCCAUUCGAUGAUGACAUACCGGUGCCAUCUUUAGAAGAUAUGGAAAAAUGGCUAGUUGCAAGAAGAAAACAAAAAUUACUAGAACAAAUAGAAUUCGAUUAG